GAGUAAUGAGGGUAUAUAAGCCUGUGCGCGGGCCGGGGGCGGCGAGGCUGGGCUGGAUCACACGACACCUUGCAUCUUUCGAUUUGGUUGAGAAUUGAUAGUGUAACAUGGGCAACAUUUUGGGGACGGUGUUUCGAAGGAAACGGCUUGUGCGGUUUCAAAACUGCAGCGGAAGCCAGAAAAAGAUGGCGAUGGCCGCUGACCUGAACGAGUUCCGAGCCAUUGCCAGAGAGAAACUGGGUUUUGGUGGAAACGAUGACAUCAAAGUUUUAGAGUCAACCACAGGGUUUGAACUUGAAGACGAUGAUGUUUUCGUCCACCUGGACCCAAACAUACCGCUGACAGUGGUGAACCUAACCCGAGGCCAGGAGUGGACCCGUCCCCCAGAUGUGCCCUCGUUAAGUCAAUCUCAUCCGCUGUUCGUUCAGCCACCACACCAUCAGGUGGCAGGUCGUGAUGCAAGCGGGACGUACACAAUCACCAACAAUGUGUACAACAUCCGAGCCCAGCUGGUGCAAGUGGGCGAUAGACAGACUGUGCUGUCCGGAGUUCCGACAGGAGCUACAGAGGACGAGGACUCUCAGUUCUGAUCGCCACUUAAACCACCGCUGGGUUUCUGGAUCUGACUUCCACAGUAGACUCGGGCACUGUAGCGCACCCUCCGCAUUAACACAAUGGUGGGGUAGUGUGACACAUGGGUAGGGUACGUCCCUUUGGUGUGAUGCUGGUGGGCAACAAGGAUGCUCUGGGCUGUUAGCUGUAAACGUGAAGGGGGCCCUUUCUGGGGGCACGCAUGAGUGAAAAACACUACUACUGUUUAACUCAAUUCACUGUAUGCGGUACCUAGUGCGAUCCGAUUGCGUCCUUCAGAGAACGGCUUGUCUUGAUCGUCAUGCAGUAUUUCGCCAGGGUUUACUGACCUGCUCACGACAGAGAACAUCAUUUGGCAACGGCCAAGCCCGUGUCUCACAUUCCCACACGGAGUGUAUAAAGAAAAACUAGCAGUUUCAAGUCAUUUCAGGGGUAAAACUUGUUUCCUGGUUCCAAGUUAAAAUAAGAUCAGGUUUCCCCAAAUCAGCUGCACAAGCCUGGGGUGUCAAACAGGGUGUGCGUAGCAGAAAAGUAUCUUUUCUCA
Messenger RNA from Liolophura sinensis, 1135 nucleotides. RefSeq lists its product as uncharacterized. The transcript is spliced from 5 exons. The record is from RefSeq and is a predicted model, not a curated record. Gene Ontology annotation, biological process: apoptotic process. Lineage: Eukaryota; Metazoa; Mollusca; Polyplacophora; Chitonida; Chitonidae. The coding region runs from base 108 to 590 and encodes 160 amino acids.